This is a messenger RNA of Spodoptera exigua (beet armyworm), 569 nucleotides long. The record is from the annotation of a GenBank genome assembly. Lineage: Eukaryota; Metazoa; Arthropoda; Insecta; Lepidoptera; Noctuidae.
GUAAGCCAGUCUUGACAGGCAAAGUGUAAUACGGAAUCAGUCCAGCUAACCAAGCAAGAUGUACGCGAAACUCGCUCUUUUCUCCCUCCUGGUAGCCGUCGUCGUUGCUUCUCCAACCCCCGGCGGUGGCGGACACCACAAGCACGUCACCAUCCACGUGCCAUACAAGGUGCACACCAUCCACCACCACCACGUCUCCAAAGUCCAUGUGCCAGUACACGUGCCGGUCGUGAAAGAAGUCCCGGUGAUCAAGGAGGUGCCUGUCAUCCAGCACGUCCCUGUCCCAGUGUACAAACACGUGCCGGUCCCCGUGGUGAAGCACGUCGAGGUUGAGAAGAAGGUGUACCUGCCAGUGCAUGAGGAACAUCAUGGGUGGGAGAGCGAGUCGUUGUCGCACGGCUGGAACUGAUGGACUUCACUUGUUUUAGUUUAAGGAUUCUUAGGAUAAGAAACCACACAUCGUAAUAAACAGGAGUUGCCGCCAAGAUUACGAAGUCACACGAAGUCAUUCCGAUCUUUCCCGAAGUUUACCGAAUCCAAUUGAGAGAAAAAGGAAUUUAUAUUAGGCA